GCCGCCACUUUCUCCUUCUCCUCCUCCUUCCUCCUCUCUCUGCUGCUGUCCACACUGCAAGUAACAGAGAGAGAUAGGAGAGAGAGAGAGCUGUACUGAUUUCCGAGUUCCAAAAUCUCUCUCUCUCUCUCUCUCUCUCUCUCUCUCUCUCUUCACAGAGUCAUGUCGGCCAAAUGGAGAGCCAUACAACACCGCCACCGUUACACCUACAACGCCGUCGUCUUCCCGGACUCCUACGCCGACUCCUUCUCCACCAUUUCCUCCCGAAACAAGUUCUUCUCCCAACUCAAACUCUUCACCUCUCUCACCUCCCUCCACGCCCAACUCAACCACGCCAAAUCCCUCGCCUGCUCCUUCUCCGACCUCCUCCUCACCGCCGACGAGCCUCUCGCCUCCCUCGCCGCCAAGCUUUACUUGCGGAUUCUCUUCCUCGACAACUCCCUCCCUCUCCACCGAACUCUCGUCUCCGACCUCGCCAAAGCCCGCGCUUUUCGCUCUGUCAUCAGCGCCUGCUUUCGCGAUCUCUGCGCCGAGUAUGGCGGAGGCGGCGCCGGUGACGGUGGGGGGAAGCGAUUUCGCGUCUCGAGAACGGCGCUUUCGGUGAUGGGCAUGCCGAAAGUAGGGUACUUGGUUGAUGUUGUUGAGGAAUGCGCGGUUUUGGUGGCUUGGGAUGUCGUCGGGAGUUUAAACGGCGUCGUUUCGGAGACCGAAAGGUGGGCCCGGCCUUCGCCGAUUGUUAUGGAGCAAUGUCAGGAGGCUUUGUCUUGCUUGUAUUACUUGCUUCAGCGUUUUCCUUCCAAGUUUAAGGAUCAGGAUUCGGAAUCGAAUGUUUUGGGAAGGAGUUUGAGUGUCGUUUUGAGCAUUUUGACGUCGUUGUCGUUUUCAAGGGACUGUUAUGUGGCUGCUGGGGUGAGCUUCUGUGCUGCUCUGCAAGUUUGUCUGAGUCCUGAAGAUCUUGGCUUGGUUAUAAUUCAAGGUAUAUUUUACCAAACUGUUUUUUGUAAUUCCGAGAAUGAUUUUGAGAAUGCAGUUUUGAAAGUCCCUUAUGAUGGAGAUUUGUGUUCUGAGAUACGUAGUUUUUCUUCGUUGAGUAGACUUUGCGUGAUAAGAGGGAUUCUAACGGCGGUUCCGAGAGCAGUGCUGAACACUUGUUUUACUGUUUCUGGAGAUAGUUCAAGGACUAUACUUUAUGAUGGGGUUUUGCCUGAGUUGUGCAAUUAUUGUGAGAAUCCUACGGAUAGCCAUUUUAACUUCCAUGCACUCACUGUGUUGCAGAUAUGUUUGCAACAGAUCAAGACCUCCAUGUUAGCUAAUCUCACCAUCCAAUCCGAUAACUAUGACCCGAUUCCGGAAGAAAUGGGAACCCGGGUAUUGAGAAUUAUAUGGAACAAUUUAGAGGAUCCUUUGAGUCAAACAGUUAAGCAAGUUCAUCUCGUUUUUAAUCUGUUCUUGGACAUUCAGUCAUCUCUUCAUUGGUCGGAAGGUAGUGAGAGAAUAAAGUCAUUCUUGCAAAAGAUUGCUUCUGAUCUUCUUCGCUUGGGGCCACGUUGUAAGGGAAGAUAUGUUCCUUUGGCUUCGCUCACCAAGAGGCUGGGGGUGAGGACUAUGUUGGAUAUGAGUCCUCACUUGCUUUCAGAGACAGUUCAUGCAUAUAUGGACGAUGAUGUGUGUUGUGCAGCCACGUCGUUUUUGAAGUGUUUCCUAGAGUACUUGCGUGACGAGUGUUGGGCUAGUGAGGGAAUUGAAGGUGGCUAUGCACUUUUCAGAGGGCAUUGUUUGUCCCCUGUUCUAUGUGGACUUGCUUCUGGAGUUUCAAAACUACGCUCAAAUUUGAAUACUUAUGCCUUGCCGGUUUUACUUGAAAUUGAUGUUGAUAGUAUAUUUUCUAUGCUUGCUUUUAUCUCCAUUGUCCCUACUGGAGAUGGAAAUAGGCUGUUAUAUCCUGAGCUCGGUGGUACAAACAUGGAACUCCGAGUUCAACAGAAAGUGGCCAUUUUAGUUUCAUUACUCAAGGUAUCUCGUUUACUUGCUUUAAUCGAAGGGGAUAUUGAUUGGUGCAAAGAUUCUUCAGUAAAUCAAAUAGAGUUGGGAUUAGAUACAAAAUGCAUUGGUCAAAAAGCUCUUGUUUGCGUCAAGGGGAUAGAGGUUGAAGUCCUUGUUGAGUGGUUGGUGUUGGCACUGACCCAUGUUGAUGAGUCGCUCCGUGUUGAUGCUGCAGAGUCGCUUUUCAUAAAUCCUAAGACGUCUAGUAUGCUUUCCCAUUUGGAGCUCACUUUGUUGAAGGAGGCAGUGCCAUUAAACAUGAGGUCCAGCUCAACAGCUUUUCAAAUGAAGUGGGCGAGCUUGUUUAGAAAGUUCUUUGCUCGGGUUCGAACUGCAUUGGAGAGACAAUUUAAGCAGGGUAACUGGCAACCUCAUGAUCAUUGCAGCAAUAAUGAAAAGCAGCUCAUAAAUGGAAGCGAGGAGACUGAAGCUAACAGAGCAAAUAAUCUUUUUUGUUUCAUGAGGUGGUUGAGUUGCUUCCUAUUUUUCUCUUGCUAUCCAUCGGCUCCUUACAAGAGAAAAAUAAUGGCUAUGGAUCUCAUCCUCGUAAUGCUUAAUGUUUGGUCUAUCUUGCCUUCCGCAACUCAAGAAAAAUGUGACUCCUUUUCUUCUGAAAGGGGGCUUAAUCCUUAUAAUGAAGGAAUUAUAUUACCAGAUUCAACUUUGUUGUUAGUUGGCUCAGUUAUAGAUAGUUGGGAUAGGCUGAGGGAGAGCUCUUUCCGUAUACUAUUGCAUUAUCCCACACCACUGCCCGGAAUUUCAGAUGGAAACAUGGUUCAGAACAUGAUUACAUGGGCUAAGAAAUUAGUCUGCAGUCCACGUGUGAGAGAAAGUGAGGCUGGAGCUUUGAUUUUUCGGCUUAUUUUCAGGAAGUACGUUUUGAAUCUAGGUUGGAUAGUGAACACUUCAGUGAAUGUCGCUUGUUCACAGCCUAAACUAGAACUGGCAAAUAGGCCUUAUCAGGUUCUCAACUCUACACAUCCUGUGAUAGAGUAUAUAAAGUCACUAAUUGAUUGGUUGGAUGCUGCUGUAAAGGAGGGAGAGAUGGAUCUUUCUGAGGCAUGCAAAAAUAGCUUUGUUCAUGGUGUAUUGCUGACACUACGGUACACUUUUGAGGAAUUAGACUUUAACUUGGAUGCAGUGUUGUCGAGUAUCUCAGCAAUGAGACAUUUAUUGGCAAAGCUCUUAGAGCUUGUGCUGCGAAUUACUUCGCUGGCACUUUGGGUGGUUUCUGCAGAUGCUUGGUAUCUGCCCGAGGAUAUGGAUGAGAUGGUUGGUGACGAUAGUUUCUUGGCGGAGGUUCCAGAUGAGGUGGAUUUGCACACACCUUCGGACAAAGAUGAAGAAAAAGUUUCAAAACUAGUGCAAAAUAGCAGGUCUUCAGACCAGGUUGUGAUGGUUGGUUGCUGGCUUGCGAUGAAAGAGGUUAGUCUUCUUCUUGGGACCAUCACAAGAAAGGUCCCUUUGCCAUAUGAUGCAGAAUCAUUAGACACAGAAGGCAGCUCUUCCAGUGAUGUUGAAUUAUCAGUUAGGACAUCUGCUGCAAUGCUUGAGGUGAAACAACUCGAAACAAUUGGGAAUCACUUUUUGGAAGUCCUUUUAAAGAUGAAGCAUAAUGGUGCAAUUGACAAGACAAGGGCCGGAUUUACAGCUCUUUGUAAUCGUCUACUGUGUUCAAAUGAUCCGCGACUUUGUCAGUUGACAGAAUCAUGGAUGGAGCAACUAAUGGACAGAACUGUAGCAAAGGGUCAAACGGUGGAUAAUUUAUUAAGGAGGAGUGCAGGUAUUCCUGCUGCAUUUAUUGCUUUAUUUCUGUCAGAGCCAGAAGGCGCACCAAAGAAACUCCUCCCAUGGGCGUUACGGUGGCUGAUUGAUGUUGCUAAGCAGCCUUUGCUGGAUCAAGCUGAAAUCAACAGCUCAAACGAUGACUUGUGCAUGCUUUCUUCAAUGCAAACAAACCAAGAUUUUAAGUGCAAAAGGUCACCUGAUAUGAAUAUCAGUGACAUGGUCUCUAAGAUCCGUGAUGAGGGUGUCAUUCCUACUGUUCAUGCAUUCAAUGUCCUCAGAGCAGCUUUCAAUGACACCAACCUAGCUACAGAUACAUCAGGUUUUGCUGCUGAGUCUUUGAUUCUUUCUAUUCGCUCGUUCUCUUCUCCAUACUGGGAGGUAAGGAACAGUGCUUGUCUGGCAUACACUGCCUUGGUACGUCGAAUGAUUGGAUUUCUCAAUGUUCAUAAACGAGAUUCUUCACGACGUGCACUAACUGGGCUUGAGUUUUUCCACAGGUAUCCCUCAUUGCAUCCAUUUCUGUUGAGUGAACUGAAAGUUGCAACUCAGCUGCUUGGAAAUGGGUCAUCUGGAGAUUCAAAGUCGAACAUGGCAAAUGUGGUGCACCCUAGCUUGUGCCCUAUGCUUAUUUUUUUAACCAGACUCAAGCCCUCAACAAUUGCAAGUGAAACUGGAGAUGAGCUAGAUCCCUUUUUGCUUAUGCCAUUAAUUAGGAGAUGCUCGACCCAAAGCAAUCUUAAAGUCCGUCUUCUUGCGUCUAGAGCUUUGACUGGUCUCGUUUCUAAUGAGAAAUUGCAGACUGUGCUCCUCAAUAUAGCCUCUGAGUUGCCUUCAGUGGAUAACCGGCUAACAAACCAAACAAAUGGAUCGCAGCAUGCUUCAUUCAAUUGGAUUCAUGGAAUACUAUUACAACUUGGUUCUCUUCUUGAUACAAAUUGUCGAAAUCUGGCUGAUUUCUCAAAGAAAGAUCAGAUCCUAUCUGACUUGAUUCAAGUUCUUUUCAGGUGUUCCUGGAUAGCAAGCCCUAGGUUGUGUUCUUGCCCAAUCCUUAAUGCCUCUUUCUUAAAGGUGCUUGAUCACAUGUUAAGUAUUUCUAGAACAUGCAAUACAAACAGAAGCUUUAAUGCUAUCCGAAAUCUACUUUUGGAGUUAUCCACAGAAUGCUUAGAUGUAGAAGCUUCUUAUGGGCUACCAUAUUAUGAUCCAACUACAGCAGAACUUCGUCAGCAAGCCGCGGUAUCUUACUUCAGUUGUGUGUUUCAAGUAUUUGAGGAAGGGACUGAAGACAUUUUACUGUUGCCGCAACUAUCUUCUCCACUGAAUUCAAGCUUCUCGAAUGUGCCUGAAAAAGAGAACACUUUUGCAGGACUUGAAGAAAGGUUUGUCCGCUCUCUGUCAGAUUCAGCAUACGAGGUUCGACUUGCAGCAUUGAAGUGGCUAUUUAAGUUUCUACAAUCAACAGAAUCUAAAGCUGAAUGUCAUGACCAGUACAGCAAUGAGAUCAUGAUUAUUCAGCACUGGGCCAGCACCAAUCUCCAGCCAACAUUCUUUAAGCUCCUAGACUCAGAAAAGAAUCACAGAUGUUCGUAUUAUAUUCUGAGGAUUCUUUUCACCUGGAACUCUCUGCAGUUUAGGAAGGCCGAGAAUAAAAGAUCAACUGAAGCAAUUUAUAUUGGUGGGAUGGAUUGUGAUUCUGUGUCUCUGAUUUGGGAUAAGUUCAUCUCCUUAUACAAGAUCGCAAGGCAUGCAAAAACACGUGAAACACUAGUAUGCUGUAUGGGCGUUUGUGUAAAGAGGAUUGCACGUUUAUUUGCAGGCUACAUUCUAAUUUAUGUAGAACAGAAGAAAUUGAUCGAACAUGUUGAGUCAGAACAAUUGGAAAAAUUGGCCCAAAUGUACAACAGAAUUUCAUAUUUCACCAACCUAAUUAAAAAGCACAGCGCUUCAUCUGAGCCAGUAAGCAUGCGCAAGGCAGCAGCAGAAUCUAUUGUAGCUUCUGGUUUGCUAGAGCAAGCUGCACUGGUUGGUUCUUCUAUAUCAGCUAGUGAAUUCCCACCCAAUAAUCCGCGCUCUGCUUUUGAACUGAAUGAAGGUGUCAAUAUGUAUGCUCGUCAAAUACUAGAUAUAUGGUUCACAUGCAUCAAGUUGCUGGAGGAUGAGGAUGACGGAAUUAGGCUAAGGCUUGCCAUAGAUGUUCAGGCGUGCUUCUCAUGCAAAUCAUCUGUUAGAAGCUCUCAAUCAGAAGUAGUUCCAACCCAAGUGGACAAAGUGAUAGGAUUGAGUUUUGAGCAUCUCUCUUCUAUCUUUGGUUAUUGGAUAGAGUACUUUGAUCGUCUUUUACAGUCGAUACUAAACGCAGCAGAAAACUACGAGGUAUCUAAUGGGGAUCUUGUUAGACGCGUCUUUGACAAGGAGAUCGAUAAUCAUCACGAAGAGAAGCUGUUGAUCAGUCAGAUUUGUUGUUCCCAUUUGGAGAAGCUACCAAUUUUUAAAUAUUGGGCAGUUGACUUGUUGGACAAACAGCAGUUUAGGAAAUAUCUACUUAACUGGAGAUGGCGAUUUUCCCAUGGGUUGAUGUCAUUUACGAAGGACCAUGGUGAGAAACAGGGUGAACUCAAUUGGUUUGGCGGUGUCGGCAACCACAAGGAUGCUUUUCUACCACUUUAUUCCAAUUUACUCGGCUUUUAUGUCCUAUCGAACUGCAUUUUCAACGGGAAAGUUGAGAAUGGCGCAGGUUUGCUAUCUCACGUGGUUGAACUAGGUGGAAAUCUGAAACCAUUUCUCGGGAACCCAUUGAUCUCUAAUCUCUAUUUGUUAGUAGUUAAAUCACAUGAGAAAGUCGUUGGAGAAACCAUUAAAGAUCUGAUCCCUGGAUCCAGAGAAGACAAUGCAAUAUGGGACGGCUUUGAUCCUUAUUUCCUUCUUAGAUAAGCUUCAAUCUGUAGGAUACCUGCAAUUAUUUAUACAUAUAUUCAAUUAUUCAUCGGACUUUCUCCUGAAUUUUAACUCAUGUACUAUGUAUACGAUUCGGCUGAACAUAUAGCAAAUCUAUAGUGGACUUCUCCUCAUGCUUAAUGCACGGGCUGAAGUUUUGUUGUUGGUAUUGCAUUUUGUUCAGCUUUUUCAAUCUCUAUUUAUUUCUGAA
Morus notabilis is the source of this 6976-nucleotide messenger RNA. RefSeq names its product thyroid adenoma-associated protein homolog. Lineage: Eukaryota; Viridiplantae; Streptophyta; Magnoliopsida; Rosales; Moraceae. The transcript has 4 exons. Gene Ontology annotation, biological process: tRNA methylation. The coding region runs from base 163 to 6762 and encodes 2199 amino acids. The record is from RefSeq and is a predicted model, not a curated record. Gene Ontology annotation, cellular component: cytosol.